Molecule: messenger RNA, 669 nt
Organism: Gymnodraco acuticeps
Lineage: Eukaryota; Metazoa; Chordata; Actinopteri; Perciformes; Bathydraconidae
Product: histone H2B 1.2-like
Exons: 1
Coding region: 40-420 (126 amino acids)
Cellular component (GO): nucleosome
Molecular function (GO): DNA binding; protein heterodimerization activity; structural constituent of chromatin
Source: RefSeq, a predicted model, not a curated record
AAGAAGUCAUUCGACUCUGUCGCACCUCUCUCUCUCAUCAUGCCUGCGGAAGCACCCCCGGUCAAAGCGGCCAAGAAGGGCUCCAAGAAAGCCGUCGCUAAGAGCGUCAGCAAGACUGGAAAGAAGAGGAGGAAGUCCAGGAAGGAGAGCUACGCCAUCUACGUCUACAAGGUGAUGAAGCAGGUCCACCCCGACACCGGCAUCUCCUCCAAGGCCAUGGGCAUCAUGAACUGCUUCGUGAGCGACAUCUUUGAGCGCAUCGCCGGGGAGGCCUCUCGUCUGGCUCACUACAACAAGCGCCGCACCAUCACCUCCAGGGAGAUCCAGACCGCUGUCCGCCUGCUGCUGCCCGGAGAGCUGGCUAAACACGCCGUGUCUGAGGGCACCAAGGCCGUGACCAAGUACACGAGCUCCAAGUAAACUCUGCUGCUGACAUACCAACAACACAAAGGCUCUUUUAAGAGCCACCCAACCCAUCCAAAGAGCUCAUCCUGUUAUACUCCAGAACUACUCUACCAGAAAUCUAAAUAACUUAAAUGUUAUUUAGACAUAAUGUUUUGUAAAGCAAGAUAAACCAUGAUUGAAUAUUGUUCAUUCUUCACUAUACGUGUUUAUACCACCUCACUGGUGUUUGUUUUUCCAAGAUGAAAAUACAUACAUUUCACAAUA